This is a messenger RNA of Populus trichocarpa (black cottonwood), 3829 nucleotides long. RefSeq names its product pentatricopeptide repeat-containing protein At3g18020. The record is from RefSeq and is a predicted model, not a curated record. NCBI's taxonomy places the organism in Eukaryota, Viridiplantae, Streptophyta, Magnoliopsida, Malpighiales, Salicaceae. Bases 66 to 2072 code for a protein of 668 amino acids. The transcript has a single exon. Gene Ontology annotation, molecular function: protein binding.
UCUUGACUAAUCAAGCAGUUGGCGCUUAAAAACCUAGUCACUCUCUGAAAGCAUGCUCCAAAGCAAUGUUCCUCGCCAAUCUCUCAAAACUCAAGAAGCUCUCAAUACCUUUCAAACCCAAACUCUCACCUCUCUCAUUCCUCUCUACACACCCACAAAACCAAGAACAAGCACUGAACCACCAACAACAAAGCAUUUGCAUAACCAACAGGUCAUACUGGACCCAAAAAAUCCAUGACCUCUGCACCAAACACCGCAACGUUGAUGAAGCCCUCCGCCUUCUUGACCAUCUCCGCCUCCGUGGAUACCUCCCUGACUCCCUCAAUCUCAGCAGCAUAAUUCACGGCCUCUGUGAUGCCAACCGCUUCAAUGAAGCCCACCAACGCCUUAUCAUCUUUUUAACCUCCCUUUGUGUCCCUGAUGAGCGUACUUGUAAUGUACUCGUUGCUCGCUUGCUUCAUUCUAAAGACCCAUUUAGGACAUUGAAUGUUAUUCAUCGUUUGAUUGAAUUUAAACCUGAGUUUGUGCCUUCGUUGAUUAAUUAUAACCGUUUGAUCGAUCAGUUUUGCUCGGUCUCGCUGCCGAAUGUAGCGCAUAGGAUGUUGUACGACAUGAUUAACAGAGGGCACUGUCCAAGUAUUGUAAGUUAUACUACCUUGGUUAAUGGGUAUAGUAAGAUUGGUGAAAUCUCUGAUGCUUAUAAGCUGUUCGAUGAAAUGCCUGAAUGGGGGGUCGUGCCUAAUUCGCUGUCUUAUAGUUUGUUGAUUCGUGGAGUUUUAAGAAAGAGAGACAUUGAACGUGGAAGAGAAUUGAUGCACGUGCUCUUUCAGAGAAUGAGACAUGAAGAGGAUCAGUCAGUGAAUAGUGCCGCUUUUGAUAAUCUUGUUGAUUGUUUGUGUAGAGAAGGGCUUUUUAAUGAGGUUUUUAUGAUUGCCGAGGAAAUGCCACAAGGAAAUAGGGUGAAUGAGGACUUUGCUUAUGGACAUUUGAUUGAUUCCCUUUGUAAGGUUGGGAGGAGCCAUGGUGCUUCCAGGGUCGUUUAUAUAAUGAGGAAAAAAGGGUUUACACCAAGUGUAGUGUCAUAUAAUUCAAUCAUACAUGGGCUUUGUAAGGAAGGGGGUUGCAUGAGAGCUUAUCAGUUGUUAGAGGAAGGGGUUGGAUUUGGUUACUUGCUGUCUGAGUAUACUUACAAGGUUCUGGUAGAAGCACUUUGUCAAGCAAUGGAUCUUGACAAGGCAAGGGAAGUUUUAAAAGUUAUGUUGAACAAGGGAGGGAUGGAUAGAACUAGGAUUUACAAUAUAUAUUUAAGAGCUCUUUGUCUCAUGAAUAACCCAACUGAGCUUUUGAAUGUGCUUGUUUCUAUGCUACAAACUAAUUGUCAGCCUGAUGUGAUCACUCUCAACACAGUUAUUAAUGGGUUUUGCAAGAUGGGAAGGGUUGAAGAAGCUUUGAAGGUGCUAAAUGAUAUGAUGACGGGGAAAUUUUCUGCCCCUGAUGCUGUGACCUUCACUUCCAUCAUAAGCGGUUUAUUAAAUGUUGGAAGAAGUCAAGAAGCUCGCAAUUUACUGCUUCAAAUGCUUGAAAAGGGUAUCACUCCUGGUGUUGUGACAUACAAUGCAAUUCUUCGUGGUUUGUUUAAACUUCAGUUAACAAAAGAGGCAAUGGCGGUUUUUGAUGAAAUGAUAACUGACGGUGUAGCUGCCAACAGUCAAACUUACAGUAUAAUAGUCGAGGGAUUAUGCGAGUCUGGCCAAAUAGAUGGGGCUAAGAAGUUCUGGGAUGAGGUUAUUUGGCCGUCAAAAAUCCAUGAUGAUUUUGUUUAUGCAGCCAUUCUCAAAGGACUUUGCCGCUCAGGCCAUUUGAAUGAGGCCAUACAUUUCCUUUAUGAAUUGGUAGAUUCUGGGGUCAAUCCUAAUAUUGUAAGCUAUAACAUUGUGAUUGACAGAGCUUGCAGCUUAGGUAUGAAAAGAGAAGCUUACCAAAUAGCAGGAGAAAUGCAAAAGAAUGGGUUGACCCCUGAUGCGGUAACGUGGCGGACUCUUGAUAAAUUACAUGGACAAGUGAAGAAUUGAUAUAACAAUUAACAUACGAUUCAACUUGUCAGUGGGCAGAAGGCUUGUAGGUGAGGGGUGGAUUCAACAGCCGUGUAUGUGAAGCAUAUUCUGCAGAUACUGAAGGGAUGAAAAAAGUUCUUGUUAAGGAUUAUGUGUCCAAGAAGAAUGGAUUUCCUGCUUUCUCUCGCCCCAUGUAAAGGAAUCACAAACUGAAAUCUCUAAUGCCCCAAAAUUGGUCUUCACGUCACAGUAAAAAGAUACGAUUCUUGGUGGAGAUCUGCUUUGGUCUGUAAAGAAGAGCAUUCUGGACAAACUCUCAUUUUUUUGUCAGGAGAAAUGAUAAUACAAUUUGUGGGAGAAAUUGUACAUAAAUGAGAAACAACAUGAUGCAGCAGUCUGGUGGGGUUUUGGUUUUUUAUUUUUUGUGAUCUUCAUUCUCAGGAAAUAAAGAGGCAAUCAAUUUGCAGUGGCUGGAAUUGAUUUUUGUUGCUUUCAAGCUGCAGUCAAUCACCCCAACUGGCUAUUAACUCUCUGGCGGUGGUCAUUUCUGUUGUAUUUUUUACAAUUCACCCUGUUCUUUAUAAAGCUUUCAAUCUCAUAUGCAUAGUUAUUAAACCCGGACCGGCCCGGCGGGUUGAUCUGGUGGCUAGACCGGUUCGGGUUUGUUAAAAGACCGGUCAGUGCAACAGCCUGACAAAACCCGGUUGACCCGGCGGGUUGACCCAUGACCCGGACAAGACCCGGUGCCUUUUUUUUUCCUUUUCAAAUCUGGUUUCUGUCCUUCAGACUCCCUUCUUAUUUCUUCAUCUUCUCUACAAUGAGUUGCUGUUAGCAGCGAAGAGGAAGAAGGGAGAGGGCAGCUGGAGGCUGAUCGAAGGAGAGAGAGCCAAGUCUCGGUUUAGCAGAGAUGGGGGAAGCUGGAGACGGCGUCUGUGGGGCUGGUCUCCUGUGUCAGUGGGCGACGACUUUGGUUUGGCCAAGAGAUGGAGGUGGCUGGUGAAGAAGAAGGAGGGGCUCUCUAGUUUUGGCCAAAAGGCCAGGGGGAUGACAGAGAGAGGGAUGAGGGAAGUUGUGGCCAGGCCUCUGUGGCAGCUGCUUUGGCCUAGUGAAAAGGGAAGCUUUGGCUGGUUCUAGGAGAGAAAAUCCAUGAAACACGGGCUGACCUACACUAUCUUCCCACACUCUGGGGUUUUCCUCAAAUUAAAUCCCCUCUUGUUGGGAAUCAUGAAACACAAAAGGAAGCUCUGGUUGUGCAGGCUGUGUGGAGGCGGGUUGUUGUAGGAGCUAAAGGCUAGUUAUUUUUUUGUUUUCUGUGAACAUGGAUGAUGUAUUGCAGCGGUUCCGGUAUUAGCAGAGCAAUGGGGUGUGGCAGUCCUCGUAGACAGAAAAAGGAAGGGACUUAUUGAUCAUUCGAGGAAUUGUCGUCUGAUAGUCGGUGGGAACAAAAUGAUUGGCUCUCAAGAUGGUGAUGUUGCUAGCAAUGGUGAUAGAGGGCAUGCAAGCUGUUGCAGGUAGGUGUGAGCUAUUGUUUCUGUGGUUUGUUUUUGGUUUGUGGUGUGGUGUUCUGAUUGGAAUCUUUAUAUACAGUGGGAGGAGUCAUUUGAGAGGAGACUGUAGAAACAAACAGUCUAAAUGAUCAUCUUUGACUUCCAGCAUCUAACUUUAAACCCCCGCUCUCUUGCCACUGCAACUUGGACACUUGUAUUGCUUGAUGUGCUCAGCUUCGGUAGGUGUAAUCUUGACGCAUUAACUUUAAAUAAUUAUUUUUAAUUUUC